This is a messenger RNA of Candida dubliniensis CD36, 2424 nucleotides long. It is a transcript of the gene PEX8, whose product is annotated as Pex8p. NCBI's taxonomy places the organism in Eukaryota, Fungi, Ascomycota, Pichiomycetes, Serinales, Debaryomycetaceae. The transcript has a single exon. The coding region runs from base 1 to 2424 and encodes 807 amino acids. The record is from RefSeq and is a predicted model, not a curated record.
AUGUCCAACUUAUAUCAAAGCUUGGGUCCUCAAGGUAGAGCAUUAUUGUUGCAGAAUGGCCCUGGAAUACCUGGGGGCACUCCUGAUACCAAUCUAUCACCACAAGAACUAGAUUUUCUUGUUAAUGAAUUAAGAAACCCUAAACCAGAUACUACAACCAAUAAGGUAUUGGGAUAUUUAUAUAAUUACAUUCCUUAUAUUAGACACGAACAUAAUUUACGACUUGUUAUUGCAAGUUUUUUAAAUUGCCCUGUUUGUUUUGGUGGUGAUUCUGACUUUGAAGAUAAUUAUUUAAUUGUAGAAGUUUUCAAGUUAAUCAUCGAUAAAAAAUUAAAGAUUUCAAUGCCAGUAAUAUCAAUCAAAGAAUUUUACACCCUCAUAUUGAAAGAAUUACAAAAUUUUCAACGUUACAAUCCGAUAAUGAAUAGUUGGAAAAUUUUACCCAUAAUCACCGGAAUAUUAUUAUCUAAUGGAUUGCGUGAUCAAUUGUAUACUGAAGUCAAUUUUAUUGAAUAUAAAUGGUUUUUUGCAAAUUUGGAUAAAGAAAUCUAUCAAUUGUUUAAUAAUGCAUUACCUUAUAGCUUAUCUCAAAGUCUUGAUAAUAAUAUCAAUUAUUUAAGUUUGAUGAGUUUAGCCUUGGUAUUUAAGAAUAGUCAAAGGCAUUACAAGAAUUCCAGCGAUACUGUUGUUCACACCAAGAACAUCAGUAGCGUAUUUAUGAUACAGAAGUUGACUGAAAUGAUAUUUCUUGAUCGUAAUGUAUCGAUGUUGGUGUAUCGAAAAUUUUUCCAAUUGAAUCCUCAUAACGAAAAUAGCGAAUCAAUUAUACUGAAUGAAAUUAUGAGUAAACCAGUGGUUAAACAUUUGAAUAAAAUUUCAUUUUUACUUGAGCAUUAUUUUUCAACAUUAGAUUUUACUCAAUUAAAUGACCAAGCUAUUAGCGAAAGUUUGAUUAUAAUGACCAAUUUCAACAAACAAUUGAAUCAUGAAACUAACGAUCAUUCAGUUUUCAAUAAUUUUAAUAAUACACCUGAAUCAGGAACAAAUAAUAAUCCAUUGGUACAGAAUUUUCGGUUUAUUAUGAAAAAUUUAUUGUUUUCGCAAAUAAUUAUAUUUCAAGGUGUUUUAAGUCGAUUUUUAACUGCUAAUAGUAGACUAUUGACCAAUAAAACUUUUUUUUGGUUUUCUCAAAGGAAUUAUUAUGGUAAUCGAGUAGACAAUAAUAAGAAUAUUGAAUAUCAAUAUAGGGAUAUUUCAUUACAAAUUAUGACCAAUUUGUAUUAUAUUAAUUUUAUUUUAUUAUCUAUUGGACAGGGUGGAUUUGAUAAUUAUAAUUUUGUUUAUUAUUUAACCAUCGAAUUGGCACUUACCACGGGGAUCAGAUUUGAAAAAUUAACAUUAUAUUUAAUGAGUAAUUAUCAAGAAGUCAAUAUGUAUCCCGAUGUGUUAAAUUCAAAUUAUAUCGACACUUCUAAAAUAUUAUUUGUGUUGGGAGUAUGGGAAAACUAUUUUCAACAAUUGAAUCGUCUUUCUCAUCAACGGUCACAAGAUAUUUUUAAUAAAGAGAUUUACAAUAUUGUGAUUAAUUUGGUUGACGCUAAAAAGUAUACUAAUAAUGAUUUAUUGGAAGCUAGUCAUUCGGUAUUGCUAUUUUAUUUUGCCAAUAACAGUAAAGUCAAUUUAAAUGAUGUUAUGCGAUAUAUUGAGUUGGUGCUUGAACAAUUCCCGCAAAGAAUAUCAGCAACCCAAUUGAGUAUUGCUAUUGAGACUAUUGGUAAGAAAAUUUUAUCUAACCCCAUUACUUAUAACGAUAGAGAGAAAACUGUUUUCAUUAAUUCGGCAGAGAAAUUUUUUAUAUUUUUAUUAAACAAAUAUUCUAGAAUUGAACCAGGGGUUCCAAUUAAAGUCAAAUCAAUUACUUUGGUGGCAUCCACAGAGGAGAGCAAUGUGUCAUUUACAUCAGCUCAACCAGUCAAUGAGAUUGAAGCACAUGCUACUUUGAAUACAUUAGAACAAGAGGGGAAAUUGGCCAAUGAUAUUAUUGAUGAGAAUAAAGCCAAAGCGCCAUCAAAGAAAGUUAUUAAAAAGUAUUUACCUGAUCUUGUUGGGAAGGCCAAUUCUGACAAUCAUCCAUUUGAGUUUUUUGAUAAUCGAUUAACACCAGAAACAGCAAGAGAAGCAACUAUAGUUUCAUUGAUUAAUUUGGUUCCAUACUUUCCAUUGUCAGUAUUUAUUCUGUGGUUAAACCAGGUUUGGGAUUUGAUUGUUCGAAGCGAUUCAAAAGAACAACAGUUUUUAUUCAAUAUGUUAUGGAAAGUUAUUAGUGAAAGUUUAGAUAUAAAUCGAGGAGAUUUAGCAAUUAGAUGGUGGUAUGAGGAGAAACAAUUCACCGAUAAACAUCAAAAGUUUGCUGGUAAGUUUUGA